This is a messenger RNA of Engraulis encrasicolus (European anchovy), 3047 nucleotides long. RefSeq names its product GLI pathogenesis-related 2 (gene glipr2). Gene Ontology annotation, cellular component: extracellular region. The coding region runs from base 517 to 2598 and encodes 693 amino acids. The record is from RefSeq and is a predicted model, not a curated record. NCBI's taxonomy places the organism in Eukaryota, Metazoa, Chordata, Actinopteri, Clupeiformes, Engraulidae. The transcript has 14 exons.
UUUAUGUGUUGGUAUACUCAGAACAAGUGGUUCUAAAGGGCAAUGUGUUAUAACAGAUAUGUAACAAAAAACGUAAAAUUGGAACUAGAUAAAACAAUUAAAUCUAGGAUCCAUUUUCCUGCUGCACAGUAAAAAAUGCAGUGUUAAUGUAACAGAGUAAAUAGUACUUUGUGCCCAAAUACAAUAUAGAAGAUGUUAAAUCAAAUCCCUAUUUUUUAAUAGUGUGACAAUGUGUGACAUGUGCUUGUUCCUCCAGUUCAGCUAUGAAGGUGUCUGUCUAGUGGUCACACCCUCUUGCAUUAACAUUUUUCAUGACAAAUGAAACAACAACAACAAUGCGAAAAACCCCAGAAAAAAACAGGGAGGAGCUGCUGGUAUUUAAAAAUGCAUGUCUGAUGCCUCUUGGUGACAGUUGUCAGUGUGUGUGUAUGCAGGUUGGCGUGCUGUGAACUGCUUUGCAAGUCAACGCUACAGUUUUCUCCACCCUGAAGUGCCGACACCAGAUAAGACAGAAUAAUGGCAGGUAGCACCUUUCAACGUGAGUUCCUGGACGCCCAUAACUCCUACAGGAAGCAGCAUGGAGCGCCCCCUCUGGCCAUCAGCAGAGACCUGUGCAGGUCAGCUCAGAAGUGGGCAGAUCACCUGCUGGCCACCAAGGCCAUGCAGCACAGCGAUGCAGAAGACUAUGGGGAGAACCUCUACUACAGCUGGAGCUCUGCCCCUAAAAGCGUCGACGGUAAAGAUGCAGUGGAGAACUGGUACAGUGAAAUUAAAGACUAUAAUUUCAAGAGGCCUGGAUUCCAGUCGGGUACAGGCCACUUCACCCAGGUUGUGUGGAAGGGCUCUAAAGAAGUGGGAGUGGGCCUGGCCACGGAUGGAAAAACUGUCUUUGUGGUCGGCCAGUACCAACCUGCUGGGAACAUCAGCAACCCUGGCUACUUUGAGAAGAACGUCUUGCCAGCAGGCUCACCUGUCAAAGUGGACGCAGAUGAUGAAUCAGGUGGGAGUGAUCCAAAAAGCCGGUUUACGGGGAGAAAGCCAAACGGAGUCCCAACCUCGGGCGGCAACUUUCAACGUGAGUUCCUGGACGCCCAUAACUCCUACAGGAAGCAGCAUGGAGCGCCCCCUCUGGCCAUCAGCAGAGACCUGUGCAGGUCAGCUCAGGAUUGGGCUGACCACCUGCUGGCCACCAAGAAGAUGCAGCACAGUCAGGAUGACCACGGAGAGAACCUCUUCCACGCCUGGAGCUCCAUCCCUAAAAAAAUCCAUGGUAAAGUAGCCGUGGAAAACUGGUACAAUGAGAUAAAAGACUACAGUUUCAAAAGGCCUGGAUUCCAGUCUGACACAGGUCACUUCACCCAAGUUGUCUGGAAGGGCUCUAAAGAACUCGGAGUGGGCAUUGCCACGGAUGGAAAUACCAUUAUUGUGGUCGGCCAGUACCUACCAGCGGGGAACAUCACCAACCCAGGGUACUUUGAGAAGAACGUCUUGCCAGAAGGCUCACCUGUGCAGGCAGACACACCUGAUGGAUCUGACAGGAACAACAGAUGGUCACCCUCCAAGAAGAACAGCGUGGACAGCGUGGCAUCCAAGCUCAACUCCCUCUCCACGAAAGACGGCAACUUUGAGCGUGAGUUCCUGGACGCCCAUAACUCCUACAGGAAGCAGCAUGGAGCGCCCCCUCUGGCCAUCACCAGAGACCUGUGCAGGUCAGCUCAGAAGUGGGCAGAUCACCUGCUGGCCACCAAGGCCAUGCAGCACAGCGAUGCAGAAGACUACGGGGAGAACCUCUACUACACCUGGAGCUCUACCCCUAAAAACGUCCAUGGUAAAGAGGCUGUGGAAAAUUGGUACAGUGAAAUUAAAGACUACAAUUUCAAAAGGCCUGGAUUCCAAUCUGGCACAGGCCACUUCACCCAGGUUGUCUGGAAGGGCUCUAAACAAGUGGGAGUGGGCCUGGCCACGGAUGGAAAUACUGUCUUUGUGGUCGGCCAGUAUGUACCAGCUGGGAACAUCAGCAACCCUGGCUACUUUGAGAAGAACGUCUUGCCAGCAGGCUCACCUGUCAUAGUGGAUGAUUCAGCAGAUGAUGGACCUGGGAGUUAUAAUAGAAAUACAUCACCUUCAGGAAAACUUACUCAAGGUGGCCAGAAAGAGUUCAGGGACUCUGCCGUGGACACGAUAAACCGUUACCGUAAACAGCACGGUGCGAAGCCUCUGUCUCUCUCCCUUGCCCUGUCCAAAGAGGCCCAGGACUUUGCUACCACCCUGGUGGCCUCAAGGACACUGAGGAACCAGGGCAAAGGUCAUGGGGAGAGCCUCUUUUACCAGUCUGGGUCCAUUAGUGCUACUCCUCAAGGUUCCGAUGUCGCCAAGUCUUGGUACGAUGAGAGCUCCAAAUACAAAUUCUCCUCUCCAGGCUUCCAAAAAGGGACAGGAAACUUCACCCAGAUGGUGUGGAAGUCCAGUGAGACGGUUGGUAUCGGCCUGGCUACUGAUGGCUCAGGCAUGUUCAUCGGCGUGGCCUUCUUCGAGCCUGCGGGCAACGUCAGCAACCCAGGCUACUUCAAAGACAACGUCAGCUCCAAGAUCUAUUAGCAGCAGAGCAGAGUAGAGAGAACUCUACGUAGGCUACGGUACAUAUCAAGUGCACAUUUUAAUUGGUUUUUUUAAGACUUGAAAUGUUGAAAAACAAAUAAUAUAUGGAGAAAUGUACGAAAUUAUGAAGGACAAAUACCAUAUUUUUCUACUUUUUAAAAGCUUUAUAACAUGUUUUCUUAAUUUGUGCCUAAUUUCUCCUCACUUUCUGUUGAAUCAAAUGUAUAUUUUCUUGUGCGUGAAUAUAAAUGUUGUGAUGUUUACGCUCCCAUGGUAUUUCUGAGGGCUGUUGGGACACUGGCUAUUCCAUUGCACUUAGUACCAUCUAUGGUCAGCAGGUGGCAGUAGUAGGUGGCCUUGAACAGAACCCUAGCCAGCCAACAUUCGUGCUGCACUGUCAAAUGAAAUGUGUGUCACUUAUCAUGUUUGACAUCACUUUCACAUUAAAC